CCCGUUGAUUCCAGCAAGAAAUACUGCAGCAAUAUCAGAAGGACGUGGAGGGUUUUAUUUACCCAAACCUUAUUUUCAAAUGGGCCCCGUCGCCUAGCGUUAACUCCCCAAGCCUGGCCGACUGAGUAUACUGGGUGAUACGGAACAUCAGCACAUCUGACUGAACAACAAGAAAGGUUUCCAUCAAAACAGAUUCAACAACAAUCAGAAAGAUGGCAGCAAUCCCAGCAGGUGGCUCACUCGUUGCUACAACCGAUUACUACCGAAGGCGCUUGGGCUCUACAUCUAGUAGCAGCUCAUGUGGCAGUUCGGAGUACAGUGGUGAAGUCAUUCCACACCACCCAGGUCUUCCCAAGCAGGACUCUGGCCAUUGGUGGUCCAGUUUCUUCUUCGGCAAGCAGAACCAGCCAGGGAUGACCACGUUGGCUGAAGAAGCCAAUCAGAACAGGGUGGGCGUCGUCACCAACGGCCAGGUGACCUGCGUUGCCAGGGAGAUGGUGAUGCGUCAGGCGAGUGAGUCCAGCGAGGCGGGGAGUCCUCCCCCCUCUUCCUGAGCUCAGGAGGCGGGGACAACGCUAGGGGACGAAGGCCCCUAAAUGUGUUUUUUUGUUGUUUUUUUUAUAAAUUGGUUUGUUUUAUAGAACAGGCUGUACAAGCCUCUUUUUAUUGUUUUGUUUUUUAACCUUGUUUUUAUAUUUCACUGAAUAAACUUAAAAACUUUAAAAAAUAAAAAGACCAAGAAACCAA
This is a messenger RNA of Hypomesus transpacificus, 747 nucleotides long. It is a transcript of the gene ppdpfb, whose product is annotated as pancreatic progenitor cell differentiation and proliferation factor b. The transcript has 5 exons. Lineage: Eukaryota; Metazoa; Chordata; Actinopteri; Osmeriformes; Osmeridae. The record is from RefSeq and is a predicted model, not a curated record. Gene Ontology annotation, biological process: cell differentiation; multicellular organism development. The coding region runs from base 213 to 554 and encodes 113 amino acids.